GCGCUUGACCCGGCGGACGACGGCAAGGACGGAUUUGCGGGACGGGCGGGGGGUGGGGGAGCGGGGGGAAGGAGGGUGGGGGCGGGGGGGGGGGGGGGUGGAGCGGGCCGUACUGUUGGGGGGCGCUAUUGCCUGGUUCUGACUUUGUGCUCUAUCUACAAUGGGGCCCAAGAAAGGGAGGGGAGACCAGCCGUUUGUCCGUGUCAGUAAGGACAAACAGAGGGCGGCAGAGCUGAAGUUCUGCGGGUUCAAAUUGAUCACGAAGGGGCAAACGCUGCCGAGCUCCAAUGGGAAUUUCCUUAUGGAGUGCAAAUUGUGUGGCCAGGGGUUUCAGGGCAGUCAAACGAAGGCCGCUGCGCACUUCACGAUAAAGAACAAUUGUCCCAAAGUCUCUGUGGAGCAACUGGCGGAGAUUUGGAACAGGACGAACUAUACGUUCGAUCAGAGGCAUUGCCGGAAGAUCCUCGACUUCUUGAAGUCUCGUGGAUAUCGCGACAACAGAUGUACUUCAGGGAGGGAGCAGGCGGGGGAGGAGGAGAACGAGGACAGCGAGGACAAGAGGAGGGCGGUCGAGGGUCGAGAGGACGAUGAUGACAGCAAUAUGUCGGCCAUGGACGUGCGGAGAGAGGUGGAGCGCGCCAGGGGCAAGAUGAGGGGGGAGAAGGCCAUCGACGAGGACAGCACUCCGAGCGAGGACAACGACAAUCAGGACACGGACAUUGGAGCCUCUCUUGAUGGGGACCUGAUGGCCGGUGGCCGUCGAGGCCAAGAGGGGGCAGCCAGAGCGAUGAUGGAGGCAAGGGGAUCGAAGAAGCGAAAGAGGAAGGCAAAAAAUAAUGUCGCGGGGACUCCACCGGCACCCCCUCCGACGAAGAAGAGCAAGGUCCUUCGACAGACUUCCAUGGUCGAGGCCUUCAAUCCGGUCUGGCAACGUGAUUUUUCCAACUACUUCCUGCAGUGGUACUACGUGAGCACCAUUCCAUUCCAGGCGGCGAGGAGGCCAGAGUACCACGGAAUGAGGAAGCACUUGCUUGCGUGUUUGUCGUAUACACAUCCUGCGUUGCCCACGCACCGUGUGAUUUCGGGCGACGACAUCCCUGAGCAGCAGCGAGUUGUGGCGGAGUUGGUGGUGGCUGUCCGCAAGGACAUUGCGGCGACGGGAGCGACUAUCCUUACAGAUGGUCGCAAGUCCAUCACAAGUGACCAGAUAGCAGUGCCGGUCCCGAAACAACUGAGGCCGUGGUGGAGCGACGUGUUCGACAAGUUCGGUGUUGAAAAUGUCAACGCCAUUUGCACUAACUCCGUGUCGGCGUACGUGGCUGCUUCCAAGCUCGCGAAGGAGGAGGUCAAGUACAGCCGCAUCACUUGGCUUCCUUGUGCAGUCCAUCUCUGCAGCUUGUUGUUGUCAGACAUCGCGAAGGACGACACCAACAGAAAGAUUGGAAAGAGGGAGGACACCAUCAUCAGGGCUCGAGCGGUCUCGUGGGUCCUUACCAUGGUUGACAGGGUGGCAAGAGUGAGACUGAACAGGACGUCGAAGGAGGAGUUUCACAUCAUCGUUCAAGCUUGUCAGGCGCGGGUGGAUCAUAUGUUGGAGCCGGCACAGUGCAUGGCCCACCUCCUCAACCUGCACCACAUGAGCAUCUCGUUUUUCGGAGCAGCGAGGCGGAGCGAGCACGACAAGACACUGACUGAGGAGGCACUGCGAUACCUUCGCCGACAGACUGGCGAUGAUGAGGAUUUGCAUCAGACGUUGCGCACGCAGCUAGCGGAGUUCCAUAGUCGAGAGGGCGAUUGGACGUACGGAGGGGUUGAGGGUGACAAGGACGCAGCCUCCUGCAGAGGGAAGAAGGAGACGUCGCAAGUCGGAUAGGGAGGCAGCGGGCCGGGUGUUGGGGGUGCAGGGCACACAGGUGGUGCAGGCUGUACUGCUGGAGGACGGGCGAGGCGAGAGUCUGCAUCGUCCACUCGCACUGUACACUGGGAUGAUGAGGGUGCCGCGACAACAGAGGUUGCUGCUGCGUCGGCAGAGGUCACUGCCUCCCCUGCAGAGUUUAGUGAGGUUGCAGUCAAGUCUGCAGAGGUUGCUGCCGCAUCGGCAGAGGUUGCAGCCGAGUCUGUAGAGGUUGCUGCCGCGUCUGCAGAGGCUGUUGCAGCAUCAGCAGAGAUUGCAGCCGGGUCUGCAGAGGUUGGUGGCGCGGCUGCAGAGGUUGGGAGGGCAUCUGCACAGUUCGGUGCCAGUUUCAGCGACGACAUGUUUGGUGCUUCGUUGGGGCUUCCUCCGACGCCGGCAGGCGAGCGUGGUAGUGGUGGUGUGGACGCACAGGCUACACCCAUCAAUCAGAUCCUUAGAGUCGUGGGCAGCUCAGACUCGCUGAAGAAAGGACGGCGUUUAUACGGAAAUCAAAUUGAUCGGCACACAGCGGUCAUUCGGUUCAACAGCGCGCCAACCAUCGGGUAUGAGGAAUACGUUGGCACCAAGACUACCAUCAGGAUGCAGAAUCCAGAGAGAAUGGGAGGGGGUUACAAACAAGGUGGGGGUUACAACCAAGGUGGGGGCUAUAAUCAAGGAGGGGGUUACAACAGACAGUGGGGGGGUGGUUAUAGAGACCGAGAACGAGACCGUGAUGAUAAGCUGGAGAGGAUGUAUAGUUUGUUAUCAGAACAAGUGGAAGAGCGGGAACAGCGUAAGAGGGAAUUGGCCAAGCUUGAGUUGUUGGAGCAAGAAAAGAAGAAGUUGCAGGCUGAGGAAGAAAAAAGGCAGCAGGAGAAUAGAGAACGCGAACUGCAGGAGGCUAGGCUGGGAAAAAUUGUACGUACCAGCGUAAAGGCUGUUUGUGAAUCGGCCCUUGGAUGCAAAGUGGACAUAUCGGAGGACGAUGAUUGUGAAGUUGCAAAACUUCGAAGGGAGCUUGAGGAGCUACGGGUCAAAUCUUCUGAAGCUUCGAGUAACUCAAGGGAUAAUGACGGGCGUCUGGAGGCACUGCGAAAGGAGAAGGAAGCCCUACUGAAAGCCAAGCAUCAAGAAUCAGAGGAGGAACGAUUACGAAAGGAGAUCGCAGAUCUGAGAAGCCGCAGUGAGAAUGGGGCAUGUACAGACGGGAAGAAUGACAAAAUUUUGGCACUACAGUUGCAGAUCAAGGAGCUUAGUACAUUUCGCGUCACCUUGGAGGAGAAGAGCACCGAGGUUUCUGCCCUCAAGUCCGAGAACAAGCAUCUGAGGAAGGACGUCUCAGAACUUCGUGACGAAUUUCUCGUCUUACGAGGAAAGAGGUGUUUGGGCGCGAUCACGGAAAGCAGUCCUCCGGACGAACCUAUUGCAGUGAAGCCUCGUCCUGAUCCAUCCACCACAGCGAUGUAUACGCUGAAGGAUUUGGCUGUUUUGCAGAAGGCGUACAAGGAUGCUCUGAUGGCUAAGGAAAUGGCGCUUAAGGAGGCGCAUAUGCUCAAAGAUCGGAUGGCGAGAUUGGCGGCGUCAAAGAUUCGCCUAUCCACAAGGCGACAGUCUUCCAGAAGAACCACGCCACGCAACCUUCGGACGAGUUUUCAGGAUGCUGAGGAAAUCGUCGACCUCGAUGCUGCCAAGGAAAAUCAGGAAGGAGAGCGUCAAAGUGAUAAGAACACCGUGGAUGCUGCCCGCGAUGUUGAAGUGGCCAAGAUGGCUGCAUUCAGGGAUCUCAGAUUCAAGGAGCUCAGGCAAUUGAAAAAGCAGGAUAUGGAGGAGGCGUGUGCUAAGGAGGGAAUCAACUACAUCAAGCUGGAUCAGGCCAAAGCAGAUGUGGCUGAGAUCAGGGCUAGUUGUGAUUUUGAUUUGUGGCUUAAGGAGCAAGACGUUGCAGAUGAGGAGGAUCGUGAUCUGCACUACGCUACCUCUACGGAGGAUGAGGAGGGGGAGGAGGAGGAGGAGGAGAAAAUUCUGAACAUCAUGUAUUCCCAACUGGCAGGCUAUCAUGAGGGCGAUGAGAUUUGUCUGGUAAAGUCUUAUGGCAUUCAUUUCCCGGCGGGAUGCAGCUACAUCUCCAUAUCACCACAGUUUAACGAGUACGCAAAAUACCAUUGGGCAAUGUUCCGCAAAUCCAGUGCGCAGCUGAAACUUGUCCAUGGGAUCGAGCGUUCUAAGAUGUCGACCGGAUUUAUGGGCAUAGUGCUCGCACUCCAUGUCUGCAAGAAGGUGGACAUUUAUGGAUUCUCGCAAGGAACAGGUUACUACUACAAAAGAGGGAAAUCACGGUCGAUGAUAAUCUGGGAGAACAGGCAUCCGUGGAAGCUCGAGGGCAACUGUCUCAGCAAACUAUCUAGGCAUCCUGGCGUAAAGUGGCACAAUUAAAUUUUAAUUAAUUAACUAAUUAUUCAUAUUAAUAUUACUACUGAAUUAAAUUAUCAAGUGGCGGUACACUGUUAUGAACUCUUGAAG
Molecule: messenger RNA, 4414 nt
Organism: Chara braunii
Lineage: Eukaryota; Viridiplantae; Streptophyta; Charophyceae; Charales; Characeae
Source: the annotation of a GenBank genome assembly